Messenger RNA from Penicillium brasilianum, 8549 nucleotides. NCBI's taxonomy places the organism in Eukaryota, Fungi, Ascomycota, Eurotiomycetes, Eurotiales, Aspergillaceae. The record is from the annotation of a GenBank genome assembly.
CUGGAGUUCGUAUGGAGGGAGCACAAGCGCCCAACCCGACUUGCAUUGGGCGGCCCACCAUUAAAACAACGGCAUAAGUUCUUCGUAGCCGACCUGGAAAAUAUUCUAUCAUUUACAACAAGCCCCCUUUUACUGAUUAUUGGAUCUUACCAAUAGGUCCACUUGUACAAUGAAUAACCAGUAAAACCGUCGUAGAUAACAACUUGCGCCCGGGCAAAGAGAAUAAAAAGUAUGGAUGGGUCCCCGUGCACAACCAAAUGUUUAUUCAAAGCUCGCCAUCCGCGGAGCAUCAGAACGCAUCACCUCUCUGUCCAUCCCCAACCACACCACCCCUUCCCCUUGGGCAGCCAGAGACUAUGGAUUGAUUCGAUAUGUGCUGCUUAUGGCCUCCUGCUGACUCUCUAUCUCGACACGGCUGCCUGCAUGAGAUUCACUCGGCAAUGAGUCCUUGACUCGUCGAUACGCCAUGGCAUCUCAUCCGGCCAAAGCUGCUGGCCCCGGCCAGCAAACACCGUUGCCCCUCAUCCCUGACGACCUUAAAUCAGCGUCGCAUCACACUCUCACAUCCCCCUCGGAGUGGCGAGGCACGCGAUCUGCCCAGUCCACCCCAAUGCACAGCCGUGAACCCUCCGCCGUUCGUGGACGAGCCGCCGACCCUUCCGCCCUAGCCCCGACCCUCCCAGCUCGCCGAGGCCACUCCGGUUCCAAGAGCCCCGACGUUUCAGCUGGUCACCCUGCAGGUUACGACGUGGGAUUAGAAAGACGACCGUCCAACUCGUAUGGCCACCACCGCCAGACCUCUAUCGUUCAUGGCAUGCAACAUUCGCGCAAUCCGAGCAUGGCCGGUUCGACUGCUUCCACCAGCCCGCUGAGCCCGGAGCUAAUUGCAUCUCUCGGUCGCGGGGGGUUCGACGAGGCAACUUUACCUACAAAGCUGGAUCAGUUGGAUCCUCAAUCGAACUAUCAGAGCCCUGGGAUACCGGCUGGUCAUGGUGUGCCGGGGACACUGAGCACCAUUCGGGAUAAUGAUGCCGACGACACGAUGAAUGGGAGUCCUGCGAGCGUGAUACACAAACGGAUGAACUCGGGGGGAACGAUAGGAAGACGAGAUCGAUCUCAUAGUCGCUCACACUCGAAGCAUCAUUCGGAAUCGAAAACGGUGGGGGAAUAUGCGCUACAUCAUCUUUUCAACUCGUUCGUUGGCAAAGCGGAGAGCAAGAUCAACCAGGCUAUCUUGAAGUUGGGGGAAUCGGAUGCACCCGUGGAGGAGGUAUGCGGACCUGGUGCGGAUCCCAACUUUGAUCAGUUGAUCUCGGCCUUGGGUCAUAUUGCGAGGCAGAAGCCCAAGCCGUUGAUUGAUACUAUUAUGCUGUGGCGGAAGAGUAAAGGCGAUGCCGCUAUCACUGCGAGGCAGAUGACGAAUGAGUUGCCCAAGCCAGUGAUGACAGAAAAUGGAGUGCUCAUGCGUCGAAACACCGAACCGACGCAAGUAUCUGGCGACCCUGCCUCUGCAGAUCGUCCCCAACCACCAACACCUUUCUUGAGUCGUCAUGACGAUGUUGCGCUGGUCGAGCGCCGGGCCACAGUCUCCGUGUAUCUGGUUUGCCGAGUAUUGAUCGAGAUAUUCAAUCAGAGCAGCCUCGCCUCGAUCACUCUAGACAUGGCAGAUCGACUUGAAGACAUCGUCUUCGGCCAGAUCAAGACAGUCGACCCCGAUCAAAUCUCCGCAUCCCCGCUUCGCAUGGCUAACUGGAGGAUCUACGGCCAGCUGCUCGGAAUUAUGAGUGAACUGAACUUCACGAGCGUGGCCAACCGUUUCCUGACCGAGCUCGACAAAUAUCAAAAGGAUGAAGCGUCCCGCGGUCCCACACGCGAUGGUGAUGCGAAAGCCGAGCUACUGAUUCUGGGAAUGAGAAACCUACGCUUACCUACGUCUGCAGAAGGCUGGCCCAAGUCGUGCGAUUUCAUGCGAUCUGUUGCACGCUUGUUCGUCAAUGCCCAUGGGCAAAAGAUCAAGCAAGCCUAUUGCUACGUAAUCGAAAAGCUUCUGCUUCCGGUGGCUGCUAAUCCGAUUGCUGAUCUAUCCUUGCCCCGAUGGAAGGAGUUUUUGGACCUCGUUCAACCGCGUUUGGCGCAAUUACUCACCAAACCUCGGCAUUGGGCUGCCGCCUUCUCCUUGAACGUGUUGCUGCUGUGUAUCUCAAACAAGGAGACGUUCGCUUCCCAGUGGUUGUCGAUGAUUUCGAGUUUGCCAGCACGUCUCAAGGAUCGUCCCACGCGUGCACCGGCUCUGUAUGCCAUUUGCCGUCUCGUGUGGACCUACUUCUUCCGUUACUCUGACUCGCCUACGACAACCCUUCGUAAGGUGGAGGAGGUGGCCAAGAUUGCCCUGCCUACCGGCAAGAGGACUUAUUUAAGCGCAGAGCCGGCCUUUGCAGACCCCCUCAUCCAACUGAUUCGAAUGAUUGGAUUCAAGCAUCCCGACGUUUGUUUCCGGAGUAUCAUUUUCCCUCUGAUCAACUCGGACCUAUUCCUCUCCGGGCGGGAAGUGAAAAUUGAACAGAUGGAGCCGGAGAAAAUGGUUAUUGGUAUCCGUGCCUUUUUGGCCACCAUGACCGAUCUUGAGACGAGUGAUCAGCUGUGCCCCCCCUUCCCGACGGGCUCACUUCCGAACCCUUUCAUGGAUAAUUCUACACCUGCCUACUCCCAUCGCUCUCAGCUGCUCACCGAGCCCAAGGUCGGAGUUGCUGCUCAAAAGCCCGACUCUUCCUCACCGUGCCCUCUCAACAUCGUUAGAUUGAGCGAUAACGUGAAGGAGUACUACCUUCGCUUCUGUGAGGUCCUUGGCAAGAUUACAAUCCUUUGUGACAACACCUUUGGUGGCCAAGCAGUCCUGGACGAAAAAUUUGGUGGCACCACUCCUAAGACUCCCAUCACUGAAGCAUUUGGCUUUGGUAGGCGUGACGAUCAUAUGAGCACAGUGGAUCAGAAACAAGGCUUUUACGACCUGCUUCACGUAGCAGUGCAUGCCUUGCCCCGCUGCCUCUCGGAUCAUAUCCCCUUCAACUCUCUCAUCAACCUUCUUUGCACUGGAACAGCCCAUGUUCAGUCCAACAUUGCCAUAUCUUCGGCGGAAUCGCUCAAGGCGAUCGCCAGACAGUCACAUGCCCAGCAGGUGACCAUUGGGUUUGCUCGAUUUAUCUUCAACUUUGAUGCGCGGUACUCCACCAUGUCCGACGAGGGCAUGCUCGGACCAGGUCAUAUCGAGUCGACUCUCAGGCUGUAUGUAGAGUUGCUCCGCAUCUGGAUCGAUGAGAUCAAGCAGAAGACCAAGGAAGCCUCCUCGGAUCAAUUGGAGAAGUCCAUUUCUGGUAGUCGGGCUCUGCACCUUGAUCUUUCGAGUGUUCUUGCGCAUGUUGAGGAAAUCGAGUCUCACGGACUGUUUUUUUUGUGUUCACAGUCUCGACGAGUUCGCGCCUUUGCAAUCAACGUCUUGCGGCUGAUCACUGAAUUUGACAGCGCCUUGGGCAAGGAGAACACUCGAAUCAUUAGGAUCCUAGAGGCCGAUUCUCAACAGAUCCUCGAUCUGAAUGAUGAGCAGCUCACCGUUGCCGAGCGAAGCCGCAUUCAGAAGGGUAAAAGGCGGAGUGCCUCCCAGAACACCCUUAUCGAGCUCUGCAGCAGUGAGGUCUCCUACGAUUCCACUUUGUGGGCCAAGGUUUUCCCGAACAUCAUUCGGGUCAGCUUCGAGACUUGUCCCUUCGCGGUGACCUUGGGACGAGAGAUUGUGUGUGCACGUCUCGUUCGGAUGCACAAGAUGAUUACUUCAUUGGCGGAACGAACAAGGCAUCCGCAGUACUCCGCUGUGGAUGUUUACCAUAACCGUCCUGUGGGGCGGAGCAACAUGACUGCAGAGAUUUUGGUUGAGCAGUGGAAGUUGUACCUGGUCAUGGCCUGCACGACUGUCACCAGUGUCGGUGCACAGUCUCAAAGUCAGUUAGCGAACGCUCAGCACGCGCGGAAAGCUUCCAAGGGAGCUCAAUCUUCCGAUAAGAUCAGCUCCGCACGAAGUCUGUUUGCAUUUGUCAUUCCCCUUCUCUCUGCCGAGCGAGACUCGAUCCGAAAUGCCAUCGUGGUCGCUCUUGGUGCGAUUCACAAGAACCUCUACCGCACUCUUCUAGAGUCCCUGCAGUAUGCAGUCACAACUUGCAACGAAGAGGCGAAGAUCCGUAUCGGCACACAUCAUCGCACCCCUAGUAGUCCUCUGCGGAACCGAAAUACGGACCGGUUGCGGACCGAAGUCACGCACGUCUACAAACUAACUUCACACUUCUUGCGCGAGCCAGAAGUUUACAAUGACGACUGGAUCGUUAAUAACAUCGUUACCUAUGCUAAGGACCUCCGUAUUUUUCUGAGUGAUGCUGAGGUUCAGAAUGACUGGGAAUUCCAACGCCUACGUUUCCACUACUGUGGCUUGAUGGAGGAGCUUUUCGAGGGCGUCAACCGCACGAAAGACCCUUCUCGAUGGAUGCCCUUUGAGUCUAGAAAGUCUUCCUUCUCGUUGAUGGAGGAUUGGUGUGGCUAUUCGCCUAAUCAAGCCCAAAUCACCGAGAGGGAAGAACAUAUGCGCAAGUACGCCGCGGCCCAGCAACAUGAAGGCGGCGAGAUGAGGAACGCUGCUGCCGCGAUGGAAAUCGAGAAGAAGAAUCUUCGUGCUGCGGCGUUGAGUGCGAUGGCCUCUCUAUGUGCUGGACCAAUUAGCAUUACGACGGAGAGUGGAUCUAUCCUCCAAUUUGAUGUCGGUCGCAUGCUGUCGUGGAUUGAUAUUAUUUUCAACACAGUCAGCGAUAAGUGGCAUUCGAUUGGGCGCCGUGCGCUAAAGAACCUGAUCAUUCACAACAAGGAGCACUCAUAUCUGAUGGAGCGCUCCAUUGAGAUGUGCUAUGUGGCUGAGCGUCCCAAGGCACUCGAGAGUUACUUCGAAGUGUCGACCGAGGUGCUCAUCGAGCAUCCCGAUUACCCACUUGAGUUCUGGAGGAUCCUUGGUGCUGUGCUGGUCACCCUCGGCAGUCAGAAGCGCGAGAUCCGAAUGAAGUCCGCCAAGCUCCUCCGACGACUUGAAGAGCGGCAGCAGAAGAGUUCCCGUCUUCAAGACUUUGACAUCAGCAUCUCAGACAAAACCACGGCGGUGUACAAGUUGGCACAGUUCGAGACAUCGAAGCGACUCGCGAUCCAGCAUUCUGAUCUGGCAUUUACUUUGUUCUCCGAGUUCUCGCUGCAUUUCCGGAAUCUGCGUUCCGAUAGUCAGCGAAAUAUGGUUGCGGCUAUUUUGCCUUGGGUGCAGGCUAUGGAGUUACAGGUUGACCCGAAUGGUGGACCGACAGCUUCGUCGUACAUGCUGCUUGCCAAUCUUUUUGAGAUUACCAUUCGCUGUAGCACUACACUGCCAAACCAGGUACAGGCCAUGUGGCAAGCCCUAGCCACAGGUCCCCACGGCGGCAAUGUCCAACUCGUCCUUGAUUUCAUCAUCAGCCUGUGCUUGGAACGUAAGGAGCAGAAUUUUGUGGAAUAUGCCAAGCAGGUUGUCGUCUUCCUCGCAGCCACCCCCGCUGGGUCCAAGGUCAUUGAAUUCUUCCUUCUGAUGGUCAUUCCCAAGAACAUGGUACAGGAACGCAAAGAACUCACACCGCAACCUCCAGACUUGAAGAGUUUGCCCUAUGUUGCGGACCUGGGCACUGUGCUGCCCGUUGGCAACAAGCAGGCCGGUCUGUCUCUUGGGCAAGUUGCUCUAAUCUUCCUCGUUGACCUGAUGGUUGCCCCAGUGACUCUUGCUCUGGAAGAUGUGAUCAAGCUACUCCACGUCGUGCUCAUUCUUUGGGAUCAUUACACUGUCACUGUGCAGGAGCAGGCUCGAGAGAUGCUGGUUCACCUCAUCCAUGAGCUCGUUGCAGCCAAGCUAGCGGAUGACGCUCCUGCAGAACAUCGUCAAGCGGUUGAGGACUUCGUCGAGUCGAUCCGUCAGAGUGACAGCGCCGUAGUCUGGGAAUACGAGGAGAACCAAGGCAAGGACGAAGAGGCAGAUGAUCGUCGUGUGCCCACGGCUAUGGCAACCGUGACGCGCGAGGUGGUCAAGUUCUUCAGUCUCGAGUAUGAAGGCGUGGGUGAUCUGUGGGCCAAGGAGGCGCUGUAUUGGGCGACUUCCUGCCCCGUGCGGCACCUGGCAUGCCGGUCGUUCCAGGUAUUCCGGUGCAUUUCAACGUCAUUGGAUUCGCGGAUGCUGGCGGACAUGCUGGCUCGACUAUCGAAUACCAUCGCCGACGAGGAGGAGGACUACCAAACCUUCUCGAUGGAGAUCCUGACCACCCUGAAGAUUAUCAUCAGCUCCCUUGCACCAACGGAUCUACUGCAUUACCCGCAGCUGUUCUGGACGACCUGCGCCUGUCUCAAUACGAUUCACGAGAGCGAGUUCAUUGAGAGUCUUGGCAUGUUGGAGAAAAUCCUUGACCGAAUUGACCUUAGCGAUCCUCUUGCUGUGACACAGCUGUUAGAAGGCCAGCCUCCCAAGUGGGAGGGUGGGUUCGACGGUCUUCAGAACUUGGUUUUCAAGGGACUCAAAUCAUCCCAGUCCUUCAGUCGCACCUUGGAUGUUCUUCAUCGUUUGAGUGGACUUCCGAACAACGAGCUUAUCGGAGACGGCACUCGACAGCUGUUCACCAUUCUCGCAAAUCUUCCCUUCUUCCUUGAAAGCUUUGAUCAAGGAUUCACGGAUCAAAAGCCCAUAGUGCAUGCUAGCUUGCUUGCUCGAGUUGCUGAGAAUGAGCACUGUCCACGACUGGCUGCCUCCUUGUUUGGAUUUGCCAACCAGCAGUACAAGACCGAGGGUGUCUUCCUGGACCACAUCAUCACAGAGAUCAAAUCCUACUACUUCCCACAACUCGAUUUCCACUGCUUGAUUUUCCUCAUGGGUUUGCUCACCAACACAACUGAUUGGUUCCGUAUCAAGACAAUGAAGAUUCUUUGUGUCUUGAUUCCGGAGGUAGAUAUGCGCCGGAGCGAGGUGACCUGCCACGGCCCUGACCUCAUUUCUCCAUUGCUGCGUCUGCUUCAGACCAACCUCUGCCCCCAGGCUCUCGGCGUUCUAGACAAUAUCAUGACUGUCUCCGGCAACCCAAUGGAGCGACAUCAUCUCCGUAUGAGUAUGGCAUCGGCCGUUUCAUCUCGGGCCAUUCGCAAAGAAUAUGAGCGUAUUCAGAGUCUCUACGGUAUUCCCGAGGAGACUGGUUGGUCUGUUCCCACGCCUGCGACACAGUCCAGUAUGACCCGCAACAAUGUUCACGCUGUUUUCUACACGUGUGCCGAUGCGGACAACAUGAACGUGGAGGAUACCAUGACGCCUGAUGUCGAGUUCCGGGCGGAUGAGUUCAAGGACUCAUUCUUCCCGAUGAGAGCGGAUACCAUGAAGUCCAUCGAUACGCAGACCGACGGCAACAUGGGUGACAUCGUUCAGAAACUGGAUAGCCUAGACGACUUCUUUGACGAGACAGAGUCUACCGUCCCGUCUCUGAACCCAGUGGCUCCACCGAUGCUGCGUGGAUUUACGGGAAGCUACGUCGAUACAAACGCCCAUCUGUACGACCAGCAGACUGCGCCUAUCCUACGAAAAUCUCUUGCACGAACGGGUUCCACAUCAUCCUUCCACAAUGGUCUCGCCGAGUCUCGCCCAACCAAUUUCCGGUUUGAUGGUCCUGGCAUUCACUCUCCAGUGAACCUGCCGCCUCACAGCUCACACACACUCCGCCCCGCUUCCCACACUCGCUCAGUAACCUCCCCUGCAAACAACCUCUACCUCCACACACAACACCCAAUACCACAUGGUACACCGCCAGUGACCCUCCAUGAAUCGGCAUUUCUCUCAGAUGAGGAGCUUGAAGACGCAUAUUCUGACAUCGAUGACCGCUCCCAUGCCAAACGGGGGCUUCAUCCCCCAACACCCAUGGUGCGCAGCGCAACGGAUGGCUCUCACUCUCUUGAGUCUAUGAUCCGCAGCGGCAUGCGCCGGCUCACCGGUGGUGCAGCCAACAACCGUGAGAAGGAACGUCAGCGUGAUCAUCUCCGCGCUCAACAUCGUGCCAUGGUCCAAACCGCAAACUCACCCCGCGUGCCCAAGGUCCCGGAGGAGUACCUCGCGGGCCCAACUAGUCAUCCCACAUCUCCGAGGUCGUAAUCUACCCAUCGAUAUUUACCACUUUCCCUCCGACGUGCGCAUUUACACUUGUAUCUUUGAUUCUGUCUUUGCUGUGUUCAGCCGGGGGGCAUUUCUGGGGCGUUUGGAUUGAGACCUCACAACAUACAUACCCUUUAUUUUCUCACCUUUUUUUUUUCUCUCUCUCAAUGAUCUUGAAUAAUUUUGUGAAAAGUCUACCACCUUUGCUCUAUGGAGAUUUGUAAAUAACUUGUCGCACAUGGUUGUUCGGUAGAUGAGUCUUGGUUUCAAGGUUUCAUGGGAUUGAAAAAACAUUUACAUUCUUUAAAUCCAUCCUCAUUCAGUU